This is a messenger RNA of Strongylus vulgaris, 287 nucleotides long. The record is from the annotation of a GenBank genome assembly. Lineage: Eukaryota; Metazoa; Nematoda; Chromadorea; Rhabditida; Strongylidae.
AUGGACCAAGUGGAACCUGCUAGCGAAAUUGUGAAAAGAUUUGUUACUGGAGCAAUGUCUUUUGGUUCGAUCUCGUGGGAAGCUCAUACGACGCUCGCGAUUGCAAUGAAUCGCAUAGGGGCAAAAUCGAAUACAGGUGAAGGUGGAGAGAAACCUGAGCGAUAUGCAAGUAAUCAGGAUGCAAACAAUAAUUUGCGAUCAGCAAUCAAGCAGGUAUUGGUGCCUAAACUUACAUUUUUUAGAUGUAUCUGCCUAACUGCUCAAGAGGUUUGUUGUAUUAGCUAAAU